UCCUGUUACCACUGACAGGUAGGCUUUGGACGCCGGACUUUCGCCACAAUGUUCCCCUGAUUUGUGUUGUUUUAACUAAAGACACUUUUUGGAACAUGGCUUGCUUCGACUCAGAGUUCGACCUGUGGACGAUUCCUCUCGUGGCGCUGAACAUGAGCGUGCGCAAAAAGUUGGGUCUGUACCUCAACCCCAGGAACGCAGUGGCGGCGGACUGGAUGGCCGUGGCGGAGGCCAUGGGCUUCAAUUACCUGGAGAUCAAGAACUACGAGGCGUCCAAAAGUCCCACCGAGUCGGUCUUUGAGGACUGGCAGGCCCGCUGCGCAGACGCGACGGUCGGGAAGCUGCUGUCCAUCCUGGAGGAGGUGGAGAGGAGAGACAUCGUGGAGGAUCUGCGUCCUCUGAUGGAUGAGGAUGUCAGGAAGUAUGGUGAGAACCAGAAGAAGAAUUCAAAGCCCCCACUGCAGGUGCCGGAGGUGGACAGCUGUUUCCCUCGCACCUCAGAGAGGAUUGGCAUCACCUUGCAGGACCACCACGAGGGUGCUCCUGAGCGGUUUGAUGCCUUCAUCUGCUACUGCCAGAAGGACUUUGAGUUUGUCCGUGAGAUGAUCCGCGAGCUGGAACAGACCGAGUACAAGCUGAAGCUGUGCGUGUUCGACCGAGAUGUCCUCCCGGGCUCCUGUGUGUGGACCAUCACGAGUGAACUCAUUGAGAAAAGGUGUAAGAGGAUGGUGGUGGUGAUUUCUGAUGAAUACCUCGACAGUGAUGCCUGUGAUUUUCAGACCAAGUUUGCUCUCAGUCUCUGUCCCGGAGCUCAAAGUAAACGGCUUAUUCCAGUUAUCUACAAGCCAAUGAAGAAGCAGUUCCCCAGCAUCCUACGCUUCCUCACCAUAUGCGACUACACUCGGCCUUGCACACAGGCCUGGUUCUGGAUACGGCUGGCGAAGGUUCUCUCACUGCCAUAACCAUGGACCGGGCAGUCAAUUGUGUUUAAAGGUUCCAUUUUUUAUUCUAUUAAUGCGGGUUUGGAUAAUGACCAAAUCUUACAGGUUAAAAGUAUAUACUAUUGUGAUUGACGUCCUGUACAACAAAUACUGAGUUUAUACGAUAUAGAGUGUAUAUUAUGUUGGAAACUAUUUGUGUUUUCUAUGACACAAGUUGUGCCUGCCACUGUGGUGUAUUGGGGAGAGUAUAGGCGAACAGGAUGUGGUGGAAAGUAUUUCUGGAUAUUGUCACUAUGAAACUCAAGCUGUCCAAGGAUACCAAAUAUCAGCAAAGUUCUCACUGCACCCAGCCGUUAUUAUGUUUAAAAAAUAACACAAGUUGUGCCUGCCACUGUGUUGUAUUUAUGUGAAUAUAGGCCAAAAGGAUGAGUUUGUUUUCGGGUCAGUCUGUAAAUGCUCUAUGAUAGAUCUGUGUUUUUUUCCUUGCGCUGGCCACUUCCUCUUAUGAGUCAACUUCGAGGUGAGAUUGUAGCUUAAAAGAAAGAGAUAUUGUGAUUGUGAGUCUUCCACUUGUUCAAUUUCAAUGACUGCUGACACGUGCCUUUCUUUGUCCGUUUCAACGUCUUUACAUUUGAUUUUGUACUUUUGAUAUGGUCUUUUCAUAAUAGUUUAUUAAAGUGAAUUAAUUCUACAUUGAAUAAAUGGCCUGAAUAUUA
Cyclopterus lumpus (lumpfish) is the source of this 1657-nucleotide messenger RNA. It is a transcript of the gene myd88, whose product is annotated as MYD88 innate immune signal transduction adaptor. Gene Ontology annotation, cellular component: plasma membrane. The coding region runs from base 96 to 962 and encodes 288 amino acids. Gene Ontology annotation, biological process: innate immune response; MyD88-dependent toll-like receptor signaling pathway; defense response to Gram-positive bacterium. The record is from RefSeq and is a predicted model, not a curated record. Gene Ontology annotation, molecular function: TIR domain binding; Toll-like receptor binding. The transcript has 5 exons. Lineage: Eukaryota; Metazoa; Chordata; Actinopteri; Perciformes; Cyclopteridae.